UCGUUUUAAUUCGUGUAUGAUCGGUUUUAUUCGCCAAGUUUGUGAAUGUGUCGUCACGGCGAGCGAGAUCGCUACAGAGGUUCAUAAGAUAAAGGCAACGGGUGUGACCGUAGCAGCGCUAUCAGGUCCAGUCCCGACUUCGCCUCCCGCGACCGCCGCCGUCAGCCGCCGUUCUGCGUCGCGUCGUGUUGAUAUUAUGUGAAGUGGCGAACGAAAAGGAUGUAUGUAUACAUACGUCUCGUCUUUCAGUUGACUUUCAUCGUCGUUUUGUAGCGAACGUUUCGCACGGAUAUUGAUAGGAAAUUGCAAUAUCGCUACGUAAUAUAUUUGCUGCAAUCAAUCCUGAAAAAGACGUUUAUACGUGAAGCUUUAGGAUUAUUUUGAACAUUGGUUUACAAGUGCUAGAGAAUUCUCUGAACAAAAAAUAGCGUUGGGAAAAAGCGUGGCGCAAUGCAGUGUAUGUUUGGAUGCGAAUUUAAACAGUGUUGUGCGAAUUUAAUACUGAGAGCGCGUGGUCUAGUGAAUCGUACUACAAAGUUGUGGUGUUUGCUGUAGCCAUGCUGCCAAUGGUGCAUACAGAGCCGGUGCUUUUCGAUUUUGGGGGUCCCAGCAUAGACGGAGCCACAACUCCGUCACCCUCGGUGCCGUCCUCACUCACGCCGCACUCGGAUGUUGACGAACUUGUAGACAUUUUCUUUGACGUCGAUGUGGCCGUCAACACUUUUUCAAGAGUCGAUUCCUGUGACCUCCAACUGGGAGACACAUGGAGGGGGAUGCAAGGCAAGAUGAGCGUGACAGCGCCGAUUAAGAAGAUAAAGAGAAAGUCAGACAGUAAACCACAGUCGCAAGUAAAUAAGUGUAUCAACGAGAAACGGCGUCGGGAGCUCGAAAACGAGACCAUAAAUCAGUUGGAAGAGCUCCUGGGCACGUGCCUUGCGGAGGUGAAACAGCCAGACAAGAACGGCAUCGUUCGCGAGGCAACUCGCCAGAUCCAGGAGGUGCUGAACCGGCGCCGCGAGUGCCCCGGCGAGUGUCCGUUGCGCGCGCGCCUGGAGCCCGUGCAGGCGGGGGAGGUCAGCUCCACGCAGCCGCAGCCACCGCCUCCAGGACACCACUACUCUGAGACCACUACACUUAUUGAGGCUCUAAAGCACUACACGAGCAGUCUUGGUUGGGUUUUACUGGAAAUUAAUUCAGAAGGCAAAAUCGUUUGCGUAACCGAGAAUAUUAAAGACUUCAUUCUGCAGGACAGAACCGAGUUAUACAAAAAAUCAAUCUUCUCACUGUUGCAUGCCAGGGACCAUGCGAAAAUAAAGCCCUUGUUGAAGAAUAUACAAAGUUUCGGUUGGUCCGCUGGAGACAGUGACAAGUUUCAAGCUAUUCAAGCCCGACUCGCCAUCCACAAUUCGAAUGGGACAGACGACGCCGACUACGUGGAGGCAGUGAUCCACGCGGCGCCGGUGCGCGGCUCGCCGGCGGAGCAGGCCGGCUCCGUCAUGUGCGUCAUUCGGCGCUGCGAGGACGCGUCGGCCCUGCUCCCCGCGCCCCUGCCCACCGACGGCCCGCCCAGCCGAGCCGACAUCCACAACGACCAGAUCGUCUUCAGAUUGGACUCCAAUUUGGUUAUCUUAACUUGUGAUUUAAGUGGUGUGGAAGACUUAGUAGGUACACGUUAUUUGGAACUAGUUGAUCAAAGUGAUCGCGUUCGCGUAGCCGCGCAUCUAAAGGGAGCCCCGGGGCUGUCCGCGCCGCCCUCGAUCAGCGACCCCUUCCGGCUGCGGCUCCACGAGCGCCGGCUGCGGGUCAUCGCGCAGACGCGCAUCUUCCGCGCCGAGGCCGCCUCCGACGACCACGACUUCAUCAUGUCCACGCACACCGUGCUCGACGACGACGCGCCGCUCGACGCCGGCCCCGCGCCCGCCGGCGCCGGCGGCCCGCUGCUGCCCUCCGCGCCCAACGGCGAGCCCUACCGCCCCACCAUGAGCCCCGCCGACUUCAUCGCCAUCAACGACUUCGACCACGACCAGUGGUUCUCGGUGCCCAACUUCCCGAUGGGCGACAUGUCCGAGGAGUCGAAGGAGACGAAGGGCAGCCCGUCCCCCGGGCCGCUGACGCCGCUCACGCCGCGCACGCCCGCCACGCCGGGCGACGCGCCGCCGGGCCCCGCCGGCCCCGCCGACGAACGCCUGCGCUCGCUGCUCACCAAGCCCGUGUCGGAGGCCUCCUCGGUGGCGUCCGAGAACCGGCUGCUCAAGAACCUGCUCAAGCAGGAGGAGGAGGACGGCACGUCGAGCGAGACGUCGGCGCCGCACACGCCGCUGACGCCGCACACGCCGCACACCCCGCACACGCCGGCCGCGCUGUCGCCGCACCACUCGCACACGGCGGGCGCGCGCGCGCUGCCGCACCACCCGCACGCGCCGCACGCCCCGCACCCGCAGCACGCCCCGCACUCGUCGCACAUGCUGCAGUCGCAGAUGUCCAUGUCGAGUGCGGCGCUGCACACUCUUCAGCCGCCUAUUAAUAAUGGUUCAGAAAUUUUAUCACGGAUAUUGCACACCAAUUCAGACGAAGACGCUGAAGAAAAUAGGAGAAAUAGUCAAGACGGGAAUCGGCCAUCACAAGUGUCGCAACCUAGUGCGCUGCUAACGCAACUUUUGGCAAACGGGCCGUCGAAUAAUGGCCGCUCCACAGACCCCGAGCGAGAUUACCUCCACGAGAGGCUUCAAGGGGUUAAACGAAAAUUUGAGGAGAAUAAAGGUUGUCCUACGAGUAAUGUUAAAAGGCCGACUUCUGAGGCUCAACAGGUGAGCUCUAGUGCGGCGUCGGCGUCACCCACCUGCACGUCCUCGGCGACGUCGCCGUCGACGUCGAGCGCCGGCAUGAGCCCGCUGUGCGCCAAGAACCAGAUCCUGGUGUCGCUGCUGGCGCGGCAGCAGACGUCGCCCACCACGCCCAUGCCGCUGCCCAACGCGCUGCGCGGCUUCCCGGCGCAGCGGCCGCGCGCGCCGCCGCCGGCCUUGCCGCGCCACCAGGCCACCAUCACCAACAUGCUCGCCGCUAACAACAACAGCCGGGCGAGCAAUGUGAACGGCGGCGGUGCGGGGUCGGGGCUGGAGAUGGCGUCUGCGCCCAGCCUGGGGCAGAGCCACCUGCAGCUCGUGCUGCAGGGCGCGCCGCGCGGCUACCCCGCGCCGCCCGCCGCCAACCCGCCGCCCGACCCGCUGCACUACGGCAACACCGCGCCGCUGCACGUCUACAACAACCAGCCCAUGAGCGGCAGUAGCCGGCAGGGCGAGCGCGGCGACAGCGAGGUCCCCUGCGGCGACAGCAUGCUGUCGGCCAUCCUGGACGAGUUCAUCGAGAACAUGCCCGACGCCGACCGGAACGCGCCCGACGUAAGCGUGCUCUUGGACCUGGAGACCUAUCAGCUCAAACCCGACAGCGCGGGUAUGAAAGAUAGCAAAGCUAUGAUCAACGCAAUAAGACAAAGUCUUAUGCAAUGUGAAACCGUCACCAAGAGCCCAGUGUCGACCAGUCCCGGACCGCCGCCGCCUGUGUACUCCGUACAAAAUUUGGGCGGGGGGAGCAUGAGCGGCAGCAACGCGGCAAUGUACAGCAUGAGCGGUGCCGGCGACCCGGCGCGGCGCGUCGGCGAACAGCAGCAGCAGAAGGCGCGUCUGCUGCAGCAGCAGUUGCAGCAGCAGAUGCUCGUGUCGCGCGAGGUGAGCUUCGUGUCACACUACAGGGCGGGCAGCAUGAGCGGCAACAACGCGGCAAUGUACAGCAUGAGCGGUGCCGGCGACCCGGCGCGGCGCGUCGGCGAACAGCAGCAGCAGAAGGCGCGUCUGCUGCAGCAGCAGUUGCAGCAGCAGAUGCUCGUGUCGCGCGAGGUGAGCUUCUUGUCACACUACAGGGCGGGCAGCAUGAGCGGCAACAACGCGGCACUGUACAGCAUGAGCGGUGCCGGCGACCCGGCGCGGCGCGUCGGCGAACAGCAGCAGCAGAAGGCGCGUCUGCUGCAGCAGCAGUUGCAGCAGCAGAUGCUCGUGUCGCGCGAGGUGAGCUUCUUGUCACACUACAGGGCGGGCAGCAUGAGCGGCAACAACGCGGCACUGUACAGCAUGAGCGGUGCCGGCGACCCGGCGCGGCGCGUCGGCGAACAGCAGCAGCAGAAGGCGCGUCUGCUGCAGCAGCAGUUGCAGCAGCAGAUGCUCGUGUCGCGCGAGGUGAGCUUCGUGUCACACUACAGGGCGGGCAGCAUGAGCGGCAACAACGCGGCAAUGUACAGCAUGAGCGGUGCCGGCGACCCGGCGCGGCGCGUCGGCGAACAGCAGCAGCAGAAGGCGCGUCUGCUGCAGCAGCAGUUGCAGCAGCAGAUGCUCGUGUCGCGCGAGGCGUCUGAGCAACCGCAGGCGGAUCUCGGCUCGGCGCUCGUGACGGGCGCGCCGCCCAACGUCACGCUGCAGCGAACCCCCGACUAUCACCGAUUGUAUAUAUCCCCCUCUAAUCAAUUGGGAUCAAAUUAUGGUACAAAUAAAAUAACUUCGACGCAACAAAACCCAAUGUUAUCGCAACAACUAACCGGGUCGCGGUACAGCGCGGCGCUGGCGGCGCACUCGGCGGCCGCGCUGCACACGCCCAUGUCGCAGCAGCCCUACCACCGCGCGCCGCGCCCGCAGCCGGUGGGCGGCUACUACGACGAGGGCGCCGGCUACUGCGGCGAGUACGCGCACGCGCGCCGGCCGCACGCGCCGCACGCGCCGCACGCGCCGCACGCGCCGCACGGCCCGCACGGCCCGCACGGCUCGCACGCCCCGCACGGCCCGCACGCGCCCAUGUCGCCGCACACGCCGCACCAGGUGCACCCGCCGCCCCACGACCAGGUCUUGUCAUGCGCAGGCAGCGGCGGGGUGGGCGGCCUGGGCGGCGCAGGCGCAGGCGCAGGCGCAGGCGCGGGCGGCACGUCGGAGUACGUGCGCAACGAGCUGCGCGCCGUGGUGGGCGCGCGCUCGGCGCGGCCCGACCCGCACCCGCACCAACCCCCCGACCUCGACCCGCUCAUGAGCUUCGACAUGUCCACGUCGAGCGGUGGCGGCAGUGUGGUGGGGGGCCGCGCGGCCUCGGCGGCGGGCCCGCAGAGUGCGUGGGAGUCGCCCCAGAGCACCCCGAAUACUACGGAGGCGGGCUCGGCGGAGGCGGCGGCGGCUCGCGGUGAUGAGGCGCCGGCGACCUCGGGCGGCGGGCGCACGCCGGCGGCGGCCGCGAAGGCCUCGCUGCUGCAGAAGCUGCUCUCGCAGUGACUCUCACUCGCUAAAGUUGCAUUUAUUACUUUAUCGAUCCUUCGGGUGGACGAUAGUCGACGAUACUUAAAUUCCAUCGUAACGAACGUCGUCGUUCCCGGUUACGGUCUACGCGGUACCUCUACGGCUGUAAAUCUCGCGGCGCGAGAAUAAUCAUAGUACACGUAUUUAUAGAACGUCUUAUAAUUAUGUCGAUAUGUAGUCUAGUAGUGCUAGUUAUAUAUGGAGUUGUAAAAAUCGUUUUGUUGAUGAAAUAUUUUUGUCUUGAGUUCUUUGAGAACGUUGUUUAAGAUUGAUCUUUACAUUUCUAUGAGUAGUUUUUUUUUUCGUACGAGAUUUUAGUUCGAGACGAAUUAUGAUGGUAGCUUUCUGCGACGGAAGAUAGUUUUACAAUGUACUCGUACGCCUAGUACAUACAUCAUGUACAAUAGAAAUGUACCGUGUGCAAUAUGGUAUAGAUUUAAAAUCAUAUUAGGCGUUGUGAACGUUUAUGUAAUAUAGUAUGAAAGUCAGAUGUUACCUGUUAUGACAAAGUAAUUUGUAUUAUAGUAUACUAGAGACGACAGAGUGAGUUUUAGGAUAUGGAAUUAGGUACACUAAGUUUGUAUAGUGAAAUUUACUAGAAAUGUUACAUAAGAAACCUUCCUUGUGGAGUAGCAAAUUACAGAGACGUGACUCCAAAUGAUUAAAAUAAAAUAUCGUUGGUCCUAAAACUCAUUCUGUAUUCAUAAUGAGACAUCAAGUGAAACAAAGAAUAAUAAUAAUAAUGGCGUGUAAAUACUGUGUUGUUAAAUUAAUUAUAUAAUUAUGUUGCUUUAAUGUAAAUAUUUUUUUAUUUCUUUGUGUUUCAUGUGCCUAUGGUAUAUUUAAUUUUAUGUUAUUCUCGUACAUUGUUUUCUAUAGCAUUGCAUUGCUUUAUUUAUAAUUUGACAGUUAUUCAGAAUUCUAUUCUAAUAAUGUUUUUAUUAUAUUGGUUGGUAGUCUUGUGCAUGUUUAUAAUGUAAGUCUUUCUGGAAAUAUUGUUAGCCCCCUAGUACAAGAGCGUCUAUAGUUUACAUUUAAAACAUCGCGAGAGUGUUAUAUAACAAUAGUCGCGACGCUAGCAAUCCUAGUUAGAUCUAUAAAUUGUUAGGAUGGGAGGACACUGGGUAGUGGGCAGGAUGUAUUAAACGACCGGCGUGCCGCACUGUUAUAGAUAAAUGUGCUGAACGAUGUGUCGAAGCGUGAACAACGUCCAUAUUACUUGUCAACUAUUGUAUGUACAGCUCCUGUUAAAUGCACACAUUUGAUGUGUGGACUACGGCUACUUCAGAUAAGGAAUUGUAGACCGUGUAGACUCAAGCACACAUUGGCGAAAGUUAAAACUUCCAUUUUAACUCAGUCUGACCUUCUUUCAUCGAAAAUGUAAUCAAUUUUCAUUUACCAUCAAAAUUUACAAUUUCUUCAAUUAUAGUGCACAAUAACAAAAAGGGCACUGACUAUUUUAGUGUUUGUAAAAUAUAACGUAGUGCUCAUAAUAGCGGUAUCAAAUGUACAAAAUAUUAAAAUUACAUUUAAUGACAUUUAAGAUAAUUUUAUUCAAAAUUGUACAGACGUUAUUCACUAACUCGAACACUCGGGACCAUAACAGGCUGGACGAUGCAACCAUAGUUCCGCUCCCCGGUCGUCGCCGUCGGCUCCGACUGGAAGCAAACCGACGACUCUAAUCUUACGAACUAAGUACUUUAGCUCAAGCGGCUCAACUACUAGUCUUUGAUGUCUUAUACCCGCGAUACAACAUUGGCGAUUGACAAUAAAUCAAACGAAUAUAAAUAAGGUAUGUACUUAAAUAGACUUGGGGGUACCAACAUUUCAAAUGCAUAAAUCCUACCGUUACUUUGAAUACCUACUCUUAUAAAGCGACACACGAGUAGUCAGUAGCACAUAGAAUCACGACAAAGAGUAUUGUGAUGUUUUAAGAUUUUACCUAACUAAUGAGUAACGUACAAAUAGUAUGUAGAAGAUAUCCAUAAACCAAAACGAGUAAUAUGUAUAGGAUAAGAAUAUUUUUCUACCAAUGAAAAGUACCAUAGUUUGGGAAAUGUAGACUACUGACCAAUUUGUUUGUGAAAGUAGUUUUGGGGAAGGGCACACCGGCUCGGUUAGCGUAGCGAUCAUCGCACUACACCGGCUCACCAUAGCAUACCAUAGCUAGCUAGCUGUAACAAUAUCUACAUCUGGAACUAUGAUUACUGCAAGUGAUUUUUUAUUUCCUCAUAAAAUUAUUAGAUAAGAUUUGUUUUAUGUACUAAAGAUAAAAGAAUAUAGCAAUAUUUCUAUUCAUUCCAUUUAUUUUAAGGGGGAAAUGUCAGAUAGAUAAAUAUCAAAUCAAUAAAGUACAAGUGAUGGCCUUUUAAUAUGACAACACUUUACCGUAAUAGAUGAAGAUUAGUCAGUCCACCUACACAUGCAUAUAUUUACAUACGGAAUAUAUGGACUUAUUAUCGGAUCGCUAGAAGGAACUGCAUGAAAUGCCGUCACUUAUUUACGUCAUGAAGCGAAUAAUUGUACACUAAAGUUAUAUUUUUUGCAGAUUUACGCUAACAUAGUGAAUACCUCAUAUUGUCUCAUAAAUAAUCCGAAGACACGUCCAUACACCACAAGCAGUUGAAUAUGUAAAUUGAAAAAAUGUAAAUAAAUAGAUGCAGCAAAUACAUGAGUAACAUAGGUGCCUGGAAUUUAAAAUAUAUAAAAGAUAUUUUUUCUAAGCAUCCAAACAAACGAUAAAUUUUGAUAUCGAAUAGCUACAUUAAUAAAUUUACGUACUUGUAUCAAAUACGAGUAAAAUUAUAAUAAGCAGCGAUUAGGCAAAAUUAAGAUUUUCAUUCAUAAUCUAUAUCUGUAACUCUAGGUUUAUAAACUCCGAAAAAGUGAGAAUGGGCUUAAUAAUUAUUAUACGAUUGUCGGUGAUUUGUAUGGAAAUUGGUAAUAGGUAAUAUAAACGUUAGUGCCCAUCACACGUGAACCAGGGGAACCUGUCUUCCAGUUCUUAGCGAUGGAAAUUAAUUAUAUCACUUGCGUUGAACGGGCUUCAUGCCCAGAGUUACUUCAAAUAGCUUUGUUUUCAUUCUUCACAUAAUACUGAAAUAAUUGGCAUCUAACCAAAGGUCAUCGAAAAUAUAUUCCUAACAUAUAAAUAAUGUAUUUUGGUAAAGAAGAUUUUAAUGUUUAAAUGGGCUUUAAGAAUAUAUGAUUAUAACUAGUAAUCGUGUAUAAGCAGUGUUAGAAUGUUAAUUGUCUUGGUGUUUUGGAAUGAAUUCACUGCAUAAAAUAUUCAAUUUGACUAAAUAUACAAAUCCUUUCACAGCUGUUUAAAAUACAAAAUUAAGUCUGUACUACAAAUGUUAUAGCAAUUGAUCUAGUUUAUGCACUUAAACUUUUGUUUCUUUCGAUCCAUGGCCGUUUACAGGAUGAUGGUCCCUAUUGUAAAAAUAUUAUAUGCCAUUUUGUGAACUAUUUCACUUGAAAGGUAUGUCAUAUAUGAUGCUUUUGAAUUGGGAUAUAUUAUAAUGUUUUCUCAAUUUAAUCUAGACUAGGCACCAUCUAUUACCACAGAGUAAAUCUAAAUUAGAGAUGCAAUUAAUAGGGUCCAAAUUUCCAUCCAAAAUAUCAGAAAUAUAAAUUCGGAUUGUAAGUUAAUGACGUCAUCGUUAAUAGACACGUUGCUGCAACUAAUUUACUCUGUGGAAAAGACCUCUGUUUAUCACUGAGCAUAUUGCGUCCUGAAACAUUGAUGAGUACGGGAAUCUUUGUUUCAAAGGGAAAACAUAAUUAGUUCUUCAGAUUUUGAUUACUUACAUGUUAUGUCCGUUAUUUAUUUAUUACCUACUUACAGUGUGUUCUUUUAUCACUAUUAUUUAUAAUCAAUGAAUAAGAAGUUAACACGCGCGUGAUAAUAUUUAUAAUAUAAAGGAUGACAGUUGCUAACACAAUGAGGUGUAUGUUCCCGUACAAGAAUGAUUUUAUUUUUUGUAUAAAAUCGUACCUCUUGUCUUGGCCUGUCGUCUGCGAACAAAGGAUGUUUCCUACCGUUGUGGAUAUUUCUAAGUUUAAUACGUUAGUGUAAAAAGCUAAUUAUGUUUUUCUAAGAAUACGCAAAGUGGUUUUAGGUGUUGGUCAGUCGCAGAAAGGAUUAUUGCGAACGUGAGCUUUAGUUUAUAAUAUAAGCGCACUGCAUGCGGCAGUGAGGAGCAGCGCUCGGGCGCGUCGGGUACGGUCCUGUCCGUCCUGUACAGCUCGGCGCGGCAGCACUACAUUUCUAGUUUGACAUUACCCUCUUAGACGACUAGUCUUGAUCGGGCAAUCAUCAUUUUUGCGAGUGGCCGUAAGUCUGUGUUAUUUAGUUCUUCAGAUGUUAGAUUAAGGCCUCUUGUGUUGCUGUGCAUUUCUAAGCAUUGUAUGUAUGUUUAUAAUAUUGUAAAUAGCUAAAAUACAUUAUAUUUUUACGACUAGCAUACGCAACCAAAGUUGUUAUAAAGUGAUGGUUGAUUAAAUAAUAAAUUUAAAUAGGUCGUUAUGUUUAUUUUAGGAAAAAAUACAAAUAAACUGUACAGUUGUAUAUGGGUACAUCCAAUGUCUCGUUGAAGCCUUUUACACAACCGCCCUGAUAUUAGUAAAAUCGAAUUUAUUAUUUUUUGGUAUAAAAACGGUUAAAUCUAAAAGGAAUAUAAAUUAUAAAUAAAAUUAACGGAAAUAAGUAGUGUAUGAGUGUGGCUUAAGCUCGUUUUGUUCCUAGUGUCUACCUAGCUUGUUCCAAAACAUAUUUCUUCUCGGCAUUUGUCAAUUAAUGAAACUUGACGCAUUUUGCUGUCUCCGAGAUAAAAAAAUCAGUGAAAAUAUAAUUUUAUUCCUUGAAAAGAUCAGGCAUUAUGAGUACAUUACAUUAAUUUAAGUUGUAUUUUUUGUACAUUUUAGAUUCGAAAUAUAUUAAUAUCUAAAAGGAAA
Molecule: messenger RNA, 10286 nt
Organism: Cydia splendana
Lineage: Eukaryota; Metazoa; Arthropoda; Insecta; Lepidoptera; Tortricidae
Gene: tai
Exons: 20
Coding region: 558-5303 (1581 amino acids)
Biological process (GO): positive regulation of transcription by RNA polymerase II; cellular response to hormone stimulus
Cellular component (GO): nucleus
Molecular function (GO): protein dimerization activity; nuclear receptor binding
Source: RefSeq, a predicted model, not a curated record